AUGGCAAAAUGGGCGCUACUCCUUAAUCAGUAUGAAAUAAUCUACAUACCGGCCAAAGCGGUUAAAGGACAAGCAUUGGCUGAUUUUCUAGCGGACCAUCCUAUCCCUGCAGAUUGGGAAAUUUCAGAUGACUUGCCAGAUGAAGAAGUCUUUAAUACAGAGGUCCUCCCUGCUUGGCAAAUGUUCUUCAAUGGGUCUUCACGAGCAGAUGGGGCAGGAGCUGGUGUGGUCGUCAUUUCUCCGCAAAGGCAGAUAUUGCCUUAUGCCUUCACUCAUAGUGAACUAUGUUCCAAUAAUGUUGCUGAGUACCAAGCGCUAAAUAUGGGACUACAAACUGCAGUUGAAAUGAAAAUCUCAAAUCUAGAGGUGUAUGGAGACUCGAAGUUAGUAGUUGAUCAAUUCCUAACUAUCUAUGAAGUGAAGAAAGAGGAUUUAGUUCCUUAUUUUCAGCUCGCCACGCAACUCUUGAAAGGUUUUGAUGCUGUCACGCUAACGCAUGUGCCAAGAAAAGAAAAUCAAACAGCAGACGCUUUGGCCAACUUAGCAGCAGCUUUGGCAUUACCAGAGGAUGAAAUCAUACACCUUCCAAUCUGCCAACGGUGGGUCGUACCAACAAUCUCUGAGCUUUGGCAUGAAGACUCCAAUGUUGUCUAUUUUUACGUGAUUGAUGUGGAUGACUGGAGGUAUCCGUUGAUUGAUUACCUCAAGCGAAAUAAGCUGUCUAAUGACCCAAAGCAACGCUCAGACAUAAGACGAAGAGUAUCACGCUUCUUCUACUAUAAGGAUACUCUUUAUCGACGAUCAUUCGAUGGAUUUCUUCUUAGAUGUCUGGGGAAAGAGGAAGUUGCUAAGGCUAUAGAGGAAGCUCAUUCAGGAGUAUGCGGAGCUCACCAGUCAGGUCCUAAGCUCCAUUUUCAAGUGAAGAGGAUGGGUUACUAUUGGCCCACUAUGGUUAAAGAUUGCAUGGAGUAUGCACGAAGGUGUCUUGCUUGCCAGUUUCAUGCAAACUUCAUCCAUCAACUACCAGAGCCAUUGCAUCCAACGAUUGCUUCCUACCCUUUCGAUGUGUGGGGACUUGAUGUUGUUGGGCCCAUACCUCUUAAAUCCUCCGCCAGUCACUCAUACAUUCUAGCGGCUACGGAUUCCUUUUCAAAGUGGGCAGAGGCGGUACUGCUUAAGGAAAUAAAGAAAGAAAAUGUUGUAGACUUCAUCAAAGGGAAUAUCAUUCAACGAUUUGGUGUUCCUCGCUGCAUCAUCACAGACAAUGCCAAGUACUUUUCCAAUAGUGCCAUGGAGAAACUCUGUGAGAACUAUCACUUCAAGUUGCACUUUUCUUCUAUGUACAAUGCCUCGGCAAAUGGCUGUCUUACCCUUAGAGAACAAAUUCCAUCUCUGAGGAUUGCUUUGCAAGAAGGACUGACUGAUGAAGAGAACGUCAAGUUACGUCUUCAGGAGUUGGAAGCCUUAGAUGAAAAGAGACUUGACGCGCAACAGCACUUGGAAUGCUAUCAAGCUCGAAUGUCACGAGCUUUCAACAAAGGGGUUCGACCCAGAUCCUUUCAAGUUGGUGAUCCAGUGCUUGCCGUGCGCAGACCUAUCAUCAUGACACACAAGACUGGUCCUAAGUUUCAGUCAAAGUGGGAUGGACCUUAUGUAGUCCGCGAAGUCUAUACCAAUGGAGCCUACAAAAUUGUGGCUGAAGAUGGCCUGAGGAUUGGCCCCAUAAAUGGAAAGUUCUUGAAGAGGUACUAUGCUUGA
Molecule: messenger RNA, 1758 nt
Organism: Rosa chinensis
Lineage: Eukaryota; Viridiplantae; Streptophyta; Magnoliopsida; Rosales; Rosaceae
Exons: 2
Coding region: 1-1758 (585 amino acids)
Biological process (GO): DNA integration
Molecular function (GO): nucleic acid binding; RNA-DNA hybrid ribonuclease activity
Source: RefSeq, a predicted model, not a curated record